Lepisosteus oculatus (spotted gar) is the source of this 2091-nucleotide messenger RNA. The record is from RefSeq and is a predicted model, not a curated record. NCBI's taxonomy places the organism in Eukaryota, Metazoa, Chordata, Actinopteri, Semionotiformes, Lepisosteidae.
GGGCAAUGAUCCCGCGUUCGGCCAAUCAGCGUGCAGAUUUCGGGAGCGCUGGGGUCUGCUGCUCCGGAGCAACGCGAGCAGGAUACCAGCGGCGAUGAACUCCCUUGAACAGGCUGAAGAUCUGAAGGCGUUUGAGAGGAGACUGACAGAGUACGUGUCCUGCCUGCAGCCUGCGACAGGGCGGUGGAGGAGUGAGUACCUUCACAGCCCUGACAUGUUCUCUGAAGCGGUCUCCGAGUCUCCUUCCUGUUUCUCCAAGAACUCCUUCGAGUUCUUUAAACUCAAUCUGUUUUUAUCCUUUUCAUGUGUUUUGCAGGUGUCAUUCUUCACAUCUCUGUGGAAUCACCCAUUCUUCACAAUUAGCUGUAUAACAUUGAUAGGCUUGUUCUUCGCAGGAAUACAUAAGAGAGUAGUGGCCCCAUCGAUAAUCGCCGCCCGCUGCCGGACAGUUUUAGCAGAAUACAACAUGUCCUGCGAUGAUACAGGAAAGCUUAUCCUGAAACCAAGACCACAUGUCCAGUAGCACCUUUCCCGAGAUGAGAGUUCUGACCAGAGACCACCAGGAGAAAUCGAAAUAGCUUUUUUAGGAGCAGUAUCUGUUGAGUGAUAUACAGACAAUGAACCCUUGGAGGCCAUCAUCUAAAAGAGAGGAAGAGAAGAGAAUAACAAAUAGGUGAUUUGUAAAUUACGUUUCUAUGAAAUGCCAAACAUCAUGUGGAAAGGUACUUUUCUGUGUUGUAAAUUUCAGUGUUGCUGUGUCACUUUAAAAGCCCUUGCUUGUGUGUGAACCAGCUUAUUGGAAUGUGACCAGGAACCUCCAGCCUUGGUCUCUUUUACUGUAUUUAUCUUGUGUAUUUGCUGUAAAUAGUGUGGCACAUCUCUACCACACCAGAGUGCAUGGGUGUGCAUGUGACUUUUAUCUUUUAAUCCAUCUUAAAGGGAAAUAUCAUGGUUUUUCUCCUAGAUCCCAGCAACGGGAUUAUUUUCUCUCUGUUGCCAAAGCUGUUAACUGUUGGGUCUUGUCUCUGGGGCUCUAACACUACGCAGUCCUGUGUCAUUUACCUUGACAUGGUUUGUAAAACUUCAACCGAUGCGAAGUCCUUGAGCCUUUUUAAACAAUUUUUAUAUUAAAUGCAGGAAGGUUUGAAUGUUUGAUGUCUGCAUUGCCCACCUGUAUUUGUGCUUUUGAUUGAUUAAAUUUGUCAAGUGUUUUUUUCUUUUGGCUGUACUGUGAAGGCUAAAAUUCUGUCUCUAAGAGUCAUGAGCUCAGGACGUUGCAGCUCUGAUAGUGAUGAUUCACUAAGUGUUCUUGUGUGAACUAAGCCAUCUUGUAUCAGUUAGGUUUUAAGGUCAGGAAUGCCAGAGAGUCCACUGCAGAACUGGAAAUAAAAAAUCUGGAUCUGUAUAAAGAAUUGCUAUAUUCCAGUUUCUCCAUAUUACAAUGUUUAAAUCAUGAAUUGCUUAAAAUAUUGAUCUGGAACUCUGGGCUGUCUUCUGGUACUUUUGAAUGCUGGUACUGUAUGUCUGGAAGACUUGUAUACCAUUUUAUUUUUUGUUGAUUGGAAAUUAAUUAAAAUAAUCCAUCUGAAAUUGACCUUUUUUUCCUAGGUUGAACAUUGACAUUUUUUCAUUUCCAUGGUAGAAGUGUCUUUGGAGAUGAACAUGCUGCAUUGCUAGAUUCAGAAAUCGCAACCCUGUUUUACUCAGUUAAUAAAUAGGACUGGAUGCUGAAACAUUCUCUCUCCAUGAGGAUGCCAAAAAUCUGAAGUAUUGUUGUUUCUUUGAAAAGUUAUUUAAAUGACAUUGGUCAAAAGCCAUCUGUUGAAUCUUUUGUGGUCUUGCAUUGCAUUGUAUUAUUUCAGACUGUCAUAGCUUAGAAGCAUCAUAGUAGAAUUUUAUCAUCACUUUAUAAGAAGAAUUCUCUGAAUGUUUUUUUUUAUAUUUUUGCUUUAAUUAUUUCUCUGGCAAAAAAAAAGUCUUACGGGCACAUGACUAACCUUUUGAUUUCCAACAGUGCAAUUGUAGCAGAUGUUUAUUGUAACUGAUUUAAUUUUGUUCCCCAUAUCUUUCAAUAAAUAUCAAUUUUAGUGU